UAUCAGAGAGGAAAUCUAUUACUAUCAUAUUAGAAUUUGAAUUUUCAUGUAAAUUAUUAUAAAAUUUCGUUUAUUUUCUAAAAGUAUAACGUAUGGCGAUAAUUGAUAAGAUAAUACAUAAUCGCUGUUUUAUAGAAUUUGUAACGAAAAUUUUUAUGUUGGCAGUAUGUAUUGACCUGUCAUAUAUGUCGGGUGUUUAUUCUUUUAAAAAAUUAAUAUAUUAUAAAUAUGAUCGUUGUAUAGCCGUGAUAAUUGGUAAAAUCAAUUUGAUUUUCUUAUACAGCUGAUGUAUGUAUAUGCCCAGAGGGAAAAGAAGCUAACAGUAUUUUUUUAUAUUUUAAUCUGAAUCUUUUUAAAAAAUUUCAAUAACUAUAAUUUAAAUAAUGUUUAGGCAAAGCAUUUAAUAUGACUGCUACACCAGCAUUUAUUGAAGGUUGGAGCCUAGAUAAAGUUUUAGGUUCUGGAGGAUUUGGUAUCGUCGAACUUUGGAUACAUAAAAGUGGUAAAAAGCUUGCAAUUAAAAUAUGCAAACGGGAGGUUGCACAAUUAAAAGAAGCGCAACGUAAAAGAUGGAUUAAUGAGGUCCAGAUAAUGAAACGUUUGAGGCAUCCAAAUAUCGUUAAAGGGCUAAAUUUACCAUUUAAACAUCCUGACGAUAAAGUAGAUUUACCUUUAUUAUGUAUGGAAUUUUGUAGGAAAGGCGAUCUGAGAAAGGUUCUAAGAAAAGUGGAAAAUUGUUGCGGUGUUAGUGAAAAAGAAGCAAUUAGUGUAAUGAAAGAUAUUUCUUCUGCGAUAGAAUACUUACAUUCCAAUAACAUUACUCAUCGUGAUCUGAAACCUGAAAAUAUAGUUUUACAAGAUGAACGUGACAUCAUUUCAUAUAAAUUAAUAGAUUUAGGAUAUGCAAAAGAACUUGGAGAGGAUAGUACAUCUGGCUCUUUAGUAGGUACAUUAAAUUAUAUAGCUCCAGAAUUACUAUGGAAACAGACAUAUAGUUGUUCCGUGGACUAUUGGAGUUUGGGCAUUCUUUUUUAUGAACUUGUUACUGGAACAAGACCAUUUUUACCUAAAAUGCAACAUACUAUGUCGUGGAUGCAACAUAUUAGAAAUAAAACAUAUGAUGAUAUCUGUGCUUUCAAAUCAAAAGGGAAGGUAGUUUUUGGUCAAGAUAUUGCUGACCCUACAAACUUAUCAAAAAAUCUUCGAAAUAAAUUAAUAGAAUGGUUUAAGGUUGUGUUACAAUGGGAUCCAAAGAAAAGAGGGAAACAAUAUGAAAGUGGAAUAUCGAAGCUUGUGGUAUUUGAAUUACUGCAUUCUAUUUUAUCAAAACAGAUAGUUCAUGUGUUUGUUGCAUCGAUGUAUAAAAUUAAUACAUACGAAAUAGACAGCACUACUAAGAUUACAGAUUUACAACAUAUGAUUGAAAAGGAUAUUGAUAUACCAAUAAAUCAACAAACUUUAACAGAUUAUUUUGGUAAAAUUCUUAUUGAAAAUCAAGCACCACUUUUAUCACAAAUUCAGAAUACGGAUUUAUUUGUCUUUAAAAAUGAGAGUCCUUUAAUAGAGACUAUCCCUAUACCAGUAAUCCCUAUAGAAAUUCGAAAAAUGAUGGAAUUGCCAAAAGGUCUGUUGGAUUUUGAAACGUUACAAGAUUAUUGCAGAGUAACAAUAUUUUUUAUCAGGCAACAAAUAAAUUUGUUUCAAUUGUAUAUUUUUGCCUUAACUAUAAAAUUAGAUUUGGUAAUCGCAAAACUUGAUACAUUUAAUAAAAAUAUGACAAAUACAUUAACAACUAUAAAUAAUCUUCUAAGUGAACUAUCUAUAUUUCGUAUUAAAUGGGAAGGGGGAUCUACAAAUAAGAAGGAAUUGACAGCUUUGGAAAUUAAUUGUAAAAAAGUUACUAAACUUGUUAAGGCUGCUAAUCAAAUAAAAUUAAAAUUUAAUCCAUUGAUACUAGAAAGCAGUAGAUUAAGCAAUGAAGUAAAAUCUAUUGAUUGUAUUAAAGAUAUGUUUCAAAUAUAUAAUAAAAUCGCAAAAAUCUAUGAGUUGCAUAGAGAUGAAUAUUCUCAUAAAAAUGCAAGGCCAACAGAAAUAGCAAAAUUAAUCUUUGAAUUCUUGAAAGUACAAGGAGUAGAGUUUCACAAUAUUUCUGAAAUUAUAAAACAAAUAGCGAAAUUAGAAUCAGAACUCCGAACAUUGGAAAUGAUUUUUGACUCGGUUAUUGCUAUGAAGACAGUGUACUGUGAAGAACUUCAAAAUAUAACACAACAUCUCACUUCUAAUGCGUUCGAUAUUUCUAAUAAAGAACAUUUAAGUCUAUCUACCUCUACAAAUAAAGCUACAAACAUUUUAUUAUACGAUAGUACGGAAAUGUCAAAUGAAUGUGAUAGUAAUCAAUUUUUAAAUAUAUCUAGUAUGAAACAUAAGGAAAAGCUGGACACAGAAAAUGAUGUGAUAUAUGAUAACUUAGUGAUACGUUACACGUUAGAUAAUCUUUUGACAGAAAUGCAAAAAAGAUACAUGGAACUGCUUAGCUUGGAACCAUAAACACAAAUAUAGAAUUAUAUUGUAGUGAUCUUGAUGCUCUUGGAAUAUAAUGUCGCACGCCCCAUUUAAUAUUAGCAUUUUCGUCUGUUUUGAUAUAUGUAUAAAUGGGACCAUUUGUUAUAUUUUUCAGUCUCAUUUUCCAUCCAACAUUAUUUGAUGAUGUUAAAUGAUCUGUAAAAGAUUAUAUAUCAGUAUGAAAGGUGUUGAAGAUAUUCUAUUAGGGGAAUACCAAAAUUUUAUUUUAUGUGCUGGUCUAAAAUUAACUGUGAGGACACGAAACGUAUGAUAGUAAUAUAUAAGCAUGUACACAUGUAUAUGCGCAGUGAAAUUAAAUUCAGUUCAGCGUCAAGAUAAGAAUACAUGAUGAUGAAGCUUUUCUGUAAAGUGCUGUAUGAUGUGCAAAAUUAUUUGAUCUUUUCAAGAUAUCUUACAGCUGUUCUUACAUAUUGUACGACAUUUUACGUGAAAUCUGCAAUAUACGUUUAUGGUUAAUGUAUUAUGUACAUUAAUGAUUAAUAUAUAUUGUAUAUACGUGCGUGUAUAUAUCCUUUCUUUACAUAUUUUAAGUAAUGUUGUAAAAUUACUUUAGUGAUAGGAUUUAUAAAUGUUAUUUAUAAUUUGAAUUUAUAAA
Bombus pascuorum is the source of this 3178-nucleotide messenger RNA. It is a transcript of the gene IKKbeta, whose product is annotated as inhibitor of nuclear factor kappa-B kinase subunit beta-like. The transcript is spliced from 13 exons. The coding region runs from base 406 to 2547 and encodes 713 amino acids. Gene Ontology annotation, molecular function: IkappaB kinase activity; ATP binding. The record is from RefSeq and is a predicted model, not a curated record. Gene Ontology annotation, biological process: peptidyl-serine phosphorylation; tumor necrosis factor-mediated signaling pathway; positive regulation of transcription by RNA polymerase II. Gene Ontology annotation, cellular component: IkappaB kinase complex; cytoplasm. Lineage: Eukaryota; Metazoa; Arthropoda; Insecta; Hymenoptera; Apidae.